Molecule: messenger RNA, 1733 nt
Organism: Chiloscyllium plagiosum (whitespotted bambooshark)
Lineage: Eukaryota; Metazoa; Chordata; Chondrichthyes; Orectolobiformes; Hemiscylliidae
Gene: adora2b
Product: adenosine A2b receptor
Biological process (GO): vasodilation; G protein-coupled adenosine receptor signaling pathway; adenylate cyclase-activating G protein-coupled receptor signaling pathway
Cellular component (GO): plasma membrane
Molecular function (GO): G protein-coupled adenosine receptor activity
Source: RefSeq, a predicted model, not a curated record
AAAGGGGAGGGGCAUUAAGUGGGUAAGGGGGGAGUGAGGACUGUCCUGCUCAUCGCGUGGGUCCCGUCCCCCGGGAGCAGCGGGUCCCGUCCCCCGGGAGCAGAGGGUCCCGGUACCCGGGAGCAGAGGGUCCCGUCCCCCGGGAGCAGAGGGUCCCGGUCCCCGGGAGCAGAGGGUCCCGUCCCCCGGGAGCAGAGGGUCCCGUCCCCCGGGAGCAGAGGGUCCCGGUCCCCGGGAGCAGAGGGUCCCGGUUCCCGAUGGGUGGUCUCGGGCUGACGGGCUCCUGAACCGGGAUGGAGAUUAACCGAGCUUACAUUGGUCUGGAGCUGCUGAUCGCGGUGCUGGCCAUUCUGGGCAAUGUGCUGGUCUGCUGGGCUGUCGCCACCAACAACAACCUGAAAAGCGCCACCAACUACUUUCUGGUCUCUCUGGCUGUGGCUGACAUCGCGGUCGGAGCUUUCGCCAUCCCGUUCGCCAUCAUCAUCAGCACCGGCAUGACCACCCGCUUCCACGGCUGCCUGUUCCUCGCCUGCUUCGUCCUGGUGCUCACCCAGAGCUCCAUCUUCAGCCUCUUGGCGGUGGCUAUCGAUAGGUACCUGACCGUCAGCGUCCACCUCAGAUACAAGGGGCUGAUAACUGGGAGACGUGCCAGGCUGAUUAUAGCAGUCUUCUGGAUCCUGUCUUUUGUGAUUGGUUUGACUCCAUUUUUUGGCUGGAAUCGGAAGAGUGAGGUGGAGGCUAAGUGCAGAAACAGCACAGUCUGGACACCACAUCCGGAGAACAACUCUGCCCUCCAGAACUGCUCGGUGACAUGCCUCUUUCUAAAUGUGGUUAAUAUGAAAUAUAUGGUUUACUUCAACUUCCUGGGCUGUGUCCUGACCCCAUUGCUCAUCAUGCUGGGCAUUUAUGUAAAAAUCUUCACUGUUGCUAGAAAACAAUUGCAAAAGAUUGAGCUGAAUUCUGUAAAUUCUGACACUUCCAGAAGGUACUUACAGAACCAAGUAAGAGUUGCAAAAUCAUUGUCUAUCAUUGUUGGGUUCUUUGCCUUCUGCUGGCUUCCACUUCACAUCCUAAACUGUAUUAAUCAUUUUCACCCAAAGUAUUUCCAAACCAUGGAUGUGCGCAUCAUGAACGCUGCCAUUGUUCUGUCUCAUGCUAACUCUGUUGGUAAUCCCAUUAUCUAUGCCUACAAGAUUCAAGAAUUUCGCAACACCUUCCACAAAAUUAUUUUCAAGCAUAUUCUGUGCAGAACAGACGAUGAAUUUAAGUCUAAAACUCUGCGAGGAACACAUUCGUAAAGGCACAGAAAUGUUGACAGAAAUAUCUGGGAAUCCUGUGGACUUCAUACUUAUAUAUACUAUUUACAGAUGCACUGUUGACAUGUCUUUGUGUGUUAAUUUUAGGAGUAACUCUUUGAGGGAGAAAAGAAUACCAUUGCAAUCAAAGGAAGCUGUCAAAACAUGAAAAUCUUCCCUCUUCAAAUAAUUUUUCUCUUAAGCAGUAUAAAUGGAAAUCCAAAAAACAUUUGUAAAUGAGAUUACUGCUAGAGCUCUGAGCUCUAUUAAAUUCACCAUUUCAAGGAUGUAACUGCCAGCUACAUUGUGGUGUGAUCCAGCAGUGAUGUAGAUGUCUGUCAUGCCUCCACAGUCAGAUGUGAAGUUGUAGAAGCAGAUAUUGUCUUGUUAACUUCAAGGUGCAUAAUGGUUUUCAAAAUAGCAUCAUCAUUAUUCAAA